GCAGUAAUCAAUAACAAUGUCAAUCUGAGAAUAACAAGGUAGAACAAAAACACACAGUAAAUACAAAAUACGAAGAACAUGAUAAAGUAAGUAAACAUACUAUAUACAGGGUCAGUUCCAGUACCAUAUUAUAAUGUACAGGGAUACUGGAUCUAUAGAGGUAGAUAUGUAUAGGGGUAAACAUACUAUAUACAGGGUCAGUACCAUAUUAUAAUGUACAGGGAUACUGGAUCUAUAGAGGUAGAUAUGUAGAGGGGUAAUGUGACUAGGUGUCAGGAUAUAUGACCAACAGAACAGCAACAGUGUAUAUGAUGAUGAUUUUAUAUGAGUCGGUGUGCGUGUGUGUAGAGUCAGUAUAAAUGUAUGUUGUGUGUGAUCAAAUUAUGGAGUGAGUGUUUGCCCACACUGCAUAGCCGCAUCCCACAUGGGAACUCCGGUCAAAAGUAGUGGAGCAAUAAGCACAUGGGCUUUUCAGAGCUCUGCAGCUUGAUUGGAUAUGUUUUGUUGUUCUGCACGUUUUUGAGAGAGAGAACCACACACACACACAGCAUAUGAGAGAGCGAGAAAGAUAAAUACAAAUACGAGGUGUAAAGAAGGGAGAGAAUCAGGAGAUAGGAGAGGAACAGAAGGAGCGUGCCGUUGAGCUUUGUUGCUAUAGACACACGAGGACGAUUACUAGAAGAGAAUCUGACAGUAUUUCCGGGUCAAGGAGCAGUGCAGCACUGGUGUACACACGUUUCUACGUGAGUCUUAAAAACGGCUUUUCAUGACGAAGUGGUUUUCGUGUCCGAGAAGACAGGAAGAUACAACACCGUGGAAAAGGUCUUUAUUGAUCAGGCUCAACGUCUGGCCCUACAGAGGGAGAUAGACAAGGAGUCCCAGUCCACGGUUUCAGUCAGAUCGCUGAUGGUCCAAGCCGACACAGGCAACAGGAACGUUACCAUGAAGAAGACGAACAAGAAGAGUGGGAAGGACACCCAUGCUGAGGAUGAGAUCUCAGAAAACACUUCCAUAAACCAGGGGAAUAGCGAAGGAGUGAAGAAGAAGAAGACGAAAGUAAAGACUCUGGUAGAAGAGCAGAUUUCAUCCAAUGGGGAAUGGGGGAAUACGGAAGGAGAGCAGGAGAAACAGAAAGGAAAGAAGAAGAAGUUGUCGUCUGAGACUGACACCAACGGUGAGGAAGUCAUGACUAAUGGAAAUGACGGAGGAGGGUGCGGCCAGGAGAAGAAGAAGCAGAAAGGUGUUAACACUGUUAAAACGGAGCUACAGACAGAACACAGUGGAUUAAAGGAUGAGAAAGGAGUAGUGGAAAAUGGGCAGAAGCUGAAAAAAAAGAAGCUCUCUCAGGCAGAAGAGACAGAGAUCGGUGUUGUCAAGGUAGAGGAAGGAGAGGUGAUAGAAAUAAAGAAAGGCAAGAAAAAGAAGGGAAAAACAGAGGAAGAAAAGAAAGUGAAAAAGAUCCCUAAAGCUGCUGAACCAACAGAGAGUCAGGAGGAGGAAGAGGGGGAGAUGAAGAAGAAAAAGAAGGGUAAGAAGAGAGCAGUCGCUGAGAAAGGAGAGACUAAAGAGAGAGAGUGUGGAGAGGCAGAGAAAGAAGUGGUAGUAAAGAAGAAGAAGAAGGGAGCUGAGGCUACAGUAGUAGUACAGCAGGAGGAACAGAAUAACACCAAAAAGAAGAAGAAUAAACCCAAGUCCUCCAGCAGCGCUGCAGACACCACCAUGGAGACGGAGAGAAAGGAGGAGGGCAAGAAGAAGAAGAGAAAGGCCUCUGCACUAACAGAGGAGGAGGAUGUGUUGGUGGUGGACAAACGGAAGCCCAAACAUAUGAAAAGGGUGGACAUGACAGGAGUAGUGGAACAGGUGGAGGUCGGAGAGAGCGAGGGAAGGAAAAAGAAGGUGAAGAAGAGCUCUGAGGUAGAGACAGAAAUGGAGGACAGCACCCCUCACCAGAAAGGGAAGAAGGUUAUGACAAAGGGGAAAAAGAAGAUAAAGGUGGAGAGCUGCGACCCUGAAUACCAGGAGAGGGACCAGACGGAUGUGGUUUUCCUGUCAGAGACCAGGGGAAACGCCUUCGAGAUCAAUAUUGAUCAGGGGAGACGCCUGGCCCUGCAGAAUGAGAUCGACCAGAAGUCCAAUCCAGUCCAACUCAAAGCAGCACCGGUACCAUCGGGUUUGGGCCAGUGGGGCACUGCCCAGUUUGACAGUUCCGACCAACAUAGUAAGUUCCUGCGGUUGAUGGGCGGCUUAAAGAAGAGCUGGCAGCCAAUAGCAGCGAGCGGUGCGACGGGAGGGCGGGCCAACAUGGCGCUGACUAAAGACGGACAGCAGAGUUUGCAGCAAGGCCUACUGGGGGAGUUUGAGCGUGCUCAGUCGCGCCGCAUGGACUUCACGGGAAGGGGGGCGGGACUUGGGUUCUCGGCGCCGUCCAAUAAGAAGUUCUCAAUUGACAUCAACACAACCCGAUCGGUGCGCUUCGAUGACUGAGUCGGGACGGACCCUUGAGUGCGUGUCUAGCAUCCAAAAUGGAUUUGGAUGAGUGUGUGUGUACCUUUUCUCUUGCAGGGUCUUGGGAGUGUCUGUCGGUGAAUGUGGUGUGUAUGAAUGUAUAUACGGUACCAGUCAGAAGUUUGGACACACUUACUCAUCACAGGGUUUUUCUUUAUUUUGACUAUUUUCUACAUUGUAGAAUAAUAGUGAAUACAUCAAAACUAUGAAAUAACACAUAUGGAAUCAUGUAGUAACCAAAAAAUCUAAAUAUAUUUUAUAUUUGAGAUUCAAAGUAGACACCCUUUGCCUUGAUGACAACUUUGCACACUCUUGGCAAAUAUUUUAAUUUGAUAUUUAGACUUUUUUUGGUUACUACAUGAUUUCAUAUGUGUUAUUUCAUAGUUUUGAUGUCUUCGCUAUCAUUCUACAAUGUAGGAAACAGUCAAAAUAAAGAAAAAUCCUGAAAUGAGGUGUGUCCAAACUUUUGACUGGUAACAAAAAUAUAAAUGCAACAAUUUUGAUGAUUUUAACAAGUUACAGUUAUAAAGAAAUCAAAAAUAAAUCCAUUAGGCCUUAA
Oncorhynchus kisutch (coho salmon) is the source of this 3064-nucleotide messenger RNA. Its product is annotated as lysine-rich nucleolar protein 1-like. Bases 907 to 2484 code for a protein of 525 amino acids. Lineage: Eukaryota; Metazoa; Chordata; Actinopteri; Salmoniformes; Salmonidae. The transcript is spliced from 7 exons. The record is from RefSeq and is a predicted model, not a curated record.